Molecule: messenger RNA, 3872 nt
Organism: Petromyzon marinus (sea lamprey)
Lineage: Eukaryota; Metazoa; Chordata; Hyperoartia; Petromyzontiformes; Petromyzontidae
Source: RefSeq, a predicted model, not a curated record
AGAGGCGUGGCCUGUCGCGUUUGGAGGGCGUGACCUGGCGUGAAGUGGGCGUGACUUGGCGUGACCUGUGCGUUGGGGGGGCGUGUCCUGGGCGCGUUGUGGGCGUGUGCUGUUGCGUCAAGGGCGUGACCUGUGCGUUGGGGUGGGCCGUGCUUUACUCAUAUGGAGGCGUGGCCCGGCGCUAUGGGGGCUCGGUCUGGUGCUUGGAGGGCGGGUGCCUGCCUAUAUGAAGGCGUGGCCUACCGGGGUAGUGGGCGUGGUUUCCCCCUGGCCCUAUAUAAGCUGGGAGCAGAGCGCAAGCGCUCGUCUUUUGUAUCUCAGAGUUUUGGAAGUGGCUGGCUGUUUGGGAGCGGGCACGCGCUGACUAACACACAGCAGCAACAAGGUAACUUAUCAUUCACCCUCCCCCCAUCCCCAUCCCCGCUAUAUUAUCAGCGCAGCAAUUAGUUCAGUGUUGGCCAGCCAAGCCGGGUAAGUGUUAACGAAUACAAAGCCCGUGGAUGAGAAGCACCACAUAUACGUGGAUGCCGUCCGUACAUGUGGUAAACAAACACACCCACAUACACGAGCUGGUGUGUCAAUGGACAUCGUCAUGUCAACAGAGCGGGCGGUGUACACGCGCGCGCGCACACACACACACGUGGUGGCGGUGUAAACAACGACGUUGAGCAAGCAUUUGGGAAGACAAAGACGGCCGCGCGCGCAUGGAAGCUUCGUCAAACAUUGACAACCUCCACCGCUUCGUCCAUGCUUCAAUAGCUGCUCGCUAACAGCAGCGCCAUGCCUCGACGCGCCUGCUGCUGGGGGCUUACGGGAUAAGCGAGCGACCCGAGGAAGUGACUCCGACCGACCGAGCGUCUGACUUACCGACUGACUCGGCGAUCGAGCAACUGGCCGUGCCAGCGACCGACUGACCGAGCGACUGACUGACCGACUGAUCGAGCGAUCGAGCGACUGGCUGUGCCAGCGACCGACUGUACCGACCGAGCGUCUGACUGACUGACUGAUCGAGCGAUCGAGCAUCUGACUGACCGACUGACUCGGCGAUCGAGCGACUGGCCGUGCCAGCGACCGACUGUACCGACCGAGCGACUGACUGACCGACUGAUCGAGCGACCGACUGACCGAGCGAUCGAGCGACUCGCCGUGCCAGCGAGUGACCGACUGACCGAGCGUCUGACGGACUGACCAACCGUGCCAGCGAGCGAGCCGAGAGACUCGUCGCAUCACGAUGGCCGACGUAGCCGCCCACGGUGAGCGCCGUGAACCGGCGGCGCCGGCGGUUCCGCAGCAGCAGCAGCCGCCGGCGGCGGCGUCGGCGCCGGUGAAACCGCGGGCGGCGACGGUGAACGGAGCCCCGAGCUCACGCCACGACGUCCGCGGCUCCCCCUGCUGCAGCUGCCGCUCGUCGUCGGCGUUGCCGGCGUCGGCGUCGCCGGGAGGCGGCGUGCGCCUGCGCGACGCGAUGGUGGCGGGCGGCGCUCCGUGGUUCUCUCUCGAGUUCUUCCCGCCCAGGACGGCGGAGGGGUCGGCCAACCUCAUCGCCAGGUUUGACGCGAUGGCCCAGGGCGGGCCGCUGUUUGUGGACGUGACGUGGCACCCGGCCGGCGACCCCGGCUCCGACUCCCCCAACUCCUCCAUGACCAUCGCCAGCACGGCGCUCAACUACUCGGGCCUGGAAACGGUGCUGCACCUCACCUGCACCGGGCAGACGCGCGGCACCGUCCUGGAGCUGCUGCGGCGCGCUCGCGCGCGGGGGCUACGCAACGUCAUGGCGCUGCGCGGAGACCCCGUGGGGGAGGAGUGGGUCCCGCAGUGCGACGGCCUCAACUACGCCGCCGAGCUCGUGGGCCUCAUCCGCUCCGAGUUCGGGGACGAGUUCGACAUCGGGGUGGCGGGCUACCCGAGCGGUCACCCCGAGUGCGCCAGCUACGAGCUCGACCUGCUGCACCUCAAGGCCAAGGUGGACGCCGGCGCCGACUUUGUGGUGACGCAGCUCUUCUUCAGCGCCGACGUCUUCCUGCGCUUCCUCGCAGACUGCCGUCGCGUCGGCAUCACCUGCCCCAUCAUCCCCGGCAUCUUCCCCAUACAGGGCUACCACUCGCUACGCCAGCUGGUGAAGCUGUCCAAGUUGAGCGUGCCGGAGGAGCUGCUGGCGCUGAUCGAGCCGAUCCGGCACGACGAUGCCGCCAUCCAGUGCCUGGGCGUGCGCCGCUGCGCCGAGAUGUGCCGGGCCCUGCUGGCGUCCGGCGCCGUGCCGGGCCUCCACUUCUACACCCUCAACCGCGCCGCCGCCACGGUUGACGUGCUCAAGCAGCUGGGCCUGUGGGCCGAGGAGCCCAGGCGCCCGUUGCCAUGGGCGCCCAGCCGUAACCCGUGGCGACGCGAGGAGGACGUCCGCCCCAUCUUCUGGGCGACGCGGCCCAAGAGCUACAUCCACCGCACGCAGACCUGGGACGAGUUCCCCAACGGGCGCUGGGGCAACUCGUCGUCGCCGGCGUUUGGCGACCUCACCGACUACUACCUCUUCUACCUGAAGAGCCGCUACUCGCGCGCCCAGCUGCUGGACAUGUGGGGCCACGAGGUGACGAGCGUGGAGCACGUGCGUGACGUGUUCACCUGCUACAUCACGGGGGAGCCCGGCCGCUCGGGGAAGCAGGUGCUGUGCAUGCCGUGGAACGACGAGCCGCUGGCGGCCGAGUCGUCCGUGCUGAUCGAGCACCUGGCCGGGCUGAACCGCCGCGGUGUGCUCACCAUCAACUCGCAGCCUCGCGCCAACGCACUCCCCUCCACGGACCCCGCGCUCGGCUGGGGUCCGCCGGGCGGAUACGUCUUCCAGAAGGCGUACCUCGAGUUCUUUGCGUCUCCUGAGCUGGUGUCGUCGCUCCUGGAGGUGCUGCCGCGAUACGAGCCACGCGUCAACUACCACAUCAUCAACCAGCAGGGCGAGGCGAUGACGAACGCCCCGGAUCUCCGGCCGAACGCGGUCACCUGGGGAAUCUUCCCCGGCAGGGAAAUCAUCCAGCCCACCGUGGUCGACCCCAUCAGCUUCACGUACUGGAAGGAUGAGGCGUUUGGGCUGUGGGUCCACCACUGGGCCGCCCUCUACCCGGCCGAUUCGCCCUCCCGCGCCUUCCUGUCGGGGGUCGCCGCCUCCCACCACCUCGUCAACCUCGUCGACAACGAGUUCCCGCUGCACAGCUGCCUCUGGAACCUGCUGGAGGACGUGCUGGCGCUCGCAGAGGCGCGGAGGGACGGGCGGCCGGUGGUCCCGGCGGAGGCGGCGGAGGCGGCGGCGACGGGCGCCGUCGACGGCCCCGACCAGUAGCGACGCGCCGGGGACUGAGCGACGCGCCCCAGUGUCUCGCCUCGCGUGAUGACAACAACAACAACAAUGAUAAAGAUGAUGAUGAUGGUGAUGUAGCCGCCUCUUAGUGUUUAAGUGAACGGAGGAAAGCGUGAACGCGAACCAAAGGCGGUUUGCGCACCUCGAGUUGAGUCGACGUAGCGGAUUGCUUAACGUAGACGCUCGGCAAACAAACAAACAAAAAACCCACCGGCUCGCGAUCGUGAUUUGUUAUUGAACGCGUGAGGCUCUGCAGGCAUUAAUCAAGACGACGUCGUCGUCGCAGAGUUUGUGUGUAUCCAAGUAGUCUUUUAAUCGUAAGUUCAGCACUAAGUUGCCGGGAGUUUGUAGGUUCAUCAAGAUACUGUGAAAUGGUUUUGUUUUUGUAACAGCACUAAUUCAACUAAAAAGCAACGCAUUUGUACUCCGCUCUCAGCGGUGUGUGUACGGGGAACUUCUCCCGCACCGCACGUAAAACGCUAAAAGGCGGCCCCAAAGAAGCGAGUUUGUCAAUCUAGACGAUGAU